This is a messenger RNA of Oncorhynchus tshawytscha (Chinook salmon), 1082 nucleotides long. Its product is annotated as Fc receptor-like protein 5. Gene Ontology annotation, biological process: cell surface receptor signaling pathway. The record is from RefSeq and is a predicted model, not a curated record. The coding region runs from base 69 to 740 and encodes 223 amino acids. The transcript is spliced from 5 exons. NCBI's taxonomy places the organism in Eukaryota, Metazoa, Chordata, Actinopteri, Salmoniformes, Salmonidae. Gene Ontology annotation, molecular function: transmembrane signaling receptor activity.
GGAGAGGUGGGUGGGGGGAUGGACAGGCUACAAGUCAUUAGAAUUUAGAUACAGUUAGUGAUCGACACAUGGAGAUGGAACGAACCUGUCUUCAACUCUUGCUGUUGAGUUCACUGGUAUACUGUAGCCUCGGACAAGGUGGAGAUAUCUCUCCUCCAGCUUCUCUGAGCAUCAGUCCUGACAGAUCUCAGUUUUUUAAAUUUGAGUCUGUCUCUCUGAGCUGUGAGGUUCAGGGGAAGUCAACUGGAUGGAGAGUGGUGAGGAACACAUUGAGAGGAAUCGUUUCAAAGUGUAAUACUGACUGGGGAAAACAACAAGGGUCUUCAUGCAACGUGUCACUAAUACCAUCGCACAGUGGAGUGUACUGGUGUGAGCCUGAGUCUGGAGAACACAGCAAUGCUGUCAACAUCACAGUACAUGAUGGAGCUGUGAUCCUGGAGAGCCCUGCCCUUCCUGUGACUGAGGGAGAUUCUGUGACUCUGCGCUGCAGAUAUCAGGUAACUCCCUCUAACCUCACAGCUGAUUUCUACAAAGAUGGAUCCCUCAUCAGAAAUGAGACUACACGAGAGAUGACCAUCCCUGCAGUAUCCAAGUCAGAUGAAGGUCUCUACAAGUGUACCAACUCUGAAGAAGAAUCACCAGAGAGCUGGAUGACAGUGACAGAUAUCAGAGAGACGUCAACUUACCAGCACAACCAGCACUACGACCAGGAAUACGACUUCCCUAAAGCGGAUCCUUAGUCUGCACCUCCCAGGUUAUUUGAACUGAUUCCAGAGGCCGACCCAAAACAGCACCCCCGGUUUCCGGAGCGGUCUUCUAGUGAGGCUUCAGAUGCAAGCACACCACCUCUUCCGAGUGUAAUACUCGCUAAUGUCCUGUCCCUAGUUAGCAAAGUAGACAAAAUCAGGGCAAGAGUUCUUUCCAAAGAGAUAUCUGGGAAUGUAACAUACUCUGUUUCAAGGAAACAUGGCUGGGGACAUGCUGUCGGAGACAUGUUGUCUCUCUGGUAAGAAGAAGCGCGGGGGUGUAUGUUUCAUGAUUAACGACUCAUGGUGUAAUUUUAACAACAUACAAGAACUCAA